GCUAGCAAAAACAUCAUUGAGUCUAAAACAAGAAAAACAAUGAAUAGAGAGUGCUCAAUUCCAUCGCUGAAGAAAAAAUUGCUAGCUGAAGAAACCCUUCUUGUUGAGUCAAAUCCAACGACUAACCAAAGAAAGCCUGGAUGGAAGGCUAUGCCUUAUAUUUUAGGAAAUAAUACAGCUGAGAGGUUGGCAAAUUUUGGAAUCCAAACAAACUUUAUUGUGUAUUUGAUGAAAGUUUAUAACAUGGAUCAUGUUCUUGCUGCAAAUAUUAUGAAUACUUGGAUGGCUAUCUCCAAUGUUGUUCCUCUCAUUGGUGCCUUUGUUGCUGAUUCCUACUUGGGAAAAUUUCUUACAAUUGCCAUUGCUUCCUUUGCUAGUCUUAUAGGAUUGGUGAUACUAAUGCUAACAGCAUGGGUGCCACAACUUCAUCCAACACCAUGCUCAAUUCAACAGCAACAAUCUGGUAUUUGUAAUGACCACACAGAUUUCCAACUAUGGGUCUUAAUUUUUGGUCUAUUCUGGUUAUCAAUUGGCACUGGUGGAAUUAGACCUUGCAGCAUUCCCUUUGCAGUUGAUCAAUUUGAUUUGACAACUUCUGAAGGAAGACAUGGAAGUAGCAGGUUUUAUAAUUUGUACUACACCACACAAACACUAGUUAUGUUGAUAAACCAAACACUUUUGGUUUAUAUUGAAGAUUCUGUUAGUUGGACUCUUGGUUAUGGAUUGUUCACUAUGUUUAUGGUUGUUUCGAUUAUCAUUUUCUUUGCUGGUAUAAGAGUUUAUUCUUAUGUUCAGCCUGAAGGAAGUAUAUUCUAUAACAUUGCUCAAGUGUUGGUAGCAGCUAGACACAAGAAACACCUUCAUCUUCCUGCUUUUGAGGAUUCAGAAGGAGCUUUCUAUGAUCCUACAUUCCAGAAUGAUUUGGACGGAAAAUUGCCUCUUACAAAAGAAUUUAGUUGUUUAAACAAAGCUGCUAUUGUGGUUGAGGAGAAUGAAUUAACCAAUGAUGGAUCAAGCAAAGAUCCAUGGAGACUUUGUAGCAUCCAACAAAUUGAAGAAUUGAAGUGCAUGCUAAAAAUAAUACCAAUAUGGGUAACGAGCAUCAUAGUCUUCAUUCCACCAGGACAACUAUCAAUAUUUUCAAUAUCACAAGCCUUAAAAAUGGACAGAAACAUAGGAAAUUUUGAAAUACAUGCUGGCUCAGUAUCAGUAAUAACAUUAAUAGCAAUAGGUAUAUUUCUACCAUUCUAUGAUAGUGUAAUUUCACCUUUACUUGAGAAAAUCACAAAACAAGAGCAAGGACUAACAACCCUUCAAAGGAUAGGACUUGGACAUGGUUCUGCAAUUCUAUCAGUAGUAGUUGCAGGGUUGGUUGAAAUAAGAAGAAGGAAAUUAACAAUUUCAAUGGGAGAUUCUAACGGCGUUGCGCCUAUGUCGGUAAUGUGGCUAGCUCCUCAGUUUUUGCUUAUAGCAUUUUGUCAUAUUUUUGGAACAGUUGGAUACACUGAAUUUUUCAACAAAGAAUCACCUAAUAGUAUGAGAAGUAUAAGCAAUUCUUUGCUAUGUCUCAAUAUUUCCGUUGGUAGUAACCUUAGCACAUUCAUUGUGAACAUUGUGCAUUCUUAUACAGGGAAACAAGGUGGAUCAGAUUGGCUUGAUAGUGAUAUUAAUAAGGGAAGAUUGGAGUAUUUCUAUUUCAUCAUUGCUGGAUUGGCAGUGCUAAAUUUGUGUUAUUUCAUAUUUUGUGCUCGUAAAUAUUGUUACAAGAUCACUUCAUUAAAGGAUAAAAAAUAGUGAAAAACUAUGGUUUGUAGAUUGGUCACAAAUAUAUUUUACAUAAACCUUCCUUGUUUUGUUAAACAAAAAUAAACAUUCCUUGUAAUAGAAGUGACAUGAAUAAUUUCCAGAGUGUUUGAAGUUCAAUGUCUGUUUUCUACCAAUCAUAGCUAAAAUAUUGUAUAUAGUUAUUUGUGUUUUAGUAUAUAUUAAAAUUGCUCGUCUUAUAUAAGGUUACUUUGGUUACUUCUUUCAAGGCUUAUACAUAAGAAUAUUGUAAUUCUUCAUACA
This is a messenger RNA of Trifolium pratense (red clover), 2067 nucleotides long. RefSeq names its product protein NRT1/ PTR FAMILY 2.13-like. Lineage: Eukaryota; Viridiplantae; Streptophyta; Magnoliopsida; Fabales; Fabaceae. Bases 40 to 1794 code for a protein of 584 amino acids. The transcript has 4 exons. Gene Ontology annotation, molecular function: transmembrane transporter activity. Gene Ontology annotation, cellular component: plasma membrane. The record is from RefSeq and is a predicted model, not a curated record. Gene Ontology annotation, biological process: transmembrane transport.